AUGACUUAUGUUCGUAAAUUUGUCCGUCCAGAUUUAUUUAUUACUUUCACAUGCAACCCGGAAUAUGUUGAAUGGCAAAAACGAGAUUUGCCACACUGUCACAUUCUUUUGUGGUUACAAACGAAAAUUCAGCCAGAUGAAAUUGAUAAAAUUAUUUCUGCCGAGAUAUCAAACAAAGACAGAGAUCCUAUACUUAAUGAAAUAGUAUGCAAGAAUAUGAUUCAUGGCCCAUGCGGCAAGUUAAAUAUUAGAUCGCCAUGUAUGAAUAAUGGAAAAUGUAGUAAGAAAUACCCUCACAAAUUGGUCAAGGAUACUCAAACUGGAGAUGAUGGUUAUCCGACUUACCGACGGAGAUCAUCAGAUGAUGGAGGUUAUACUGCAAUAUUAAAAGUUCGUGGUCAAACAGAAAUCGUGGUUGACAACCGAUGG
Molecule: messenger RNA, 429 nt
Organism: Sipha flava (yellow sugarcane aphid)
Lineage: Eukaryota; Metazoa; Arthropoda; Insecta; Hemiptera; Aphididae
Exons: 2
Source: RefSeq, a predicted model, not a curated record